Molecule: messenger RNA, 2829 nt
Organism: Cygnus atratus (black swan)
Lineage: Eukaryota; Metazoa; Chordata; Aves; Anseriformes; Anatidae
Gene: PUS3
Product: pseudouridine synthase 3
Exons: 6
Coding region: 1337-2737 (466 amino acids)
Biological process (GO): mRNA pseudouridine synthesis; tRNA pseudouridine synthesis
Cellular component (GO): nucleus; cytoplasm
Molecular function (GO): RNA binding; pseudouridine synthase activity
Source: RefSeq, a predicted model, not a curated record
CGGGGCACCGGCACCGAUAGAGGCAGCGGCGCAGGCUCCAGACCUCAUCGCUGGUCUCCCAUGUGCUGAUGACCGACUCAUCGGAGACCUCAACUCCUCCAUCGGGUCUCCGCCUCAGCACCUUCCUCUUCAUUGCCAGCCUCCUUGAGCUCCCAGGGGACCACGGUGCGGCGGCGGGCUCUGCAAAUGGAGGAAGGGCUGGCUUCAGCCCCGUGGCCGUAGUGUAGGGGUCACAGCGGGGGGGUGCUUUCCAGCUCUCACUGCUGCCUUGCUGCUCCUCAUCGCUCAGAGUGGCCCAUCUAUACCGGUCUGCUCCCCGUGUGUUCUCCAUGGUUUCUGCUGGGCUGGGUGGAUCCUGCAAAAAUAAACUUGCAGUUACCAUCUUGCAGUGCAUCCAGGUUGGAUGAAGGCAUGUAAAAAGGGGCUCUGAGAAAGCUGUCUGACUCUUGGCCACCCUGAAGCUUCUCAGGUUUGUGUGUGUCAAUCUAAGCUCCGGUUACACAGAGGAGUCUCUAUAUAACUAUAUACAACUCUACUGAAAACUGUGGCAUUGCAUAUGAAGUAUCAGUGUGAGAUUGGACAAAACACAGGGCAGAUUCACUUCGCUCUGUGGCUGUAAGCCUUGUCAGAGGUAUUAAUGACUCUCCCUUUAUGCAAACCACUGUGCUCUUUCAAAAACACCAUACCUAGUUGUGAUUAAAUCUAGGGACAUCAAAGAAAGGGUGUUCUAUUUCCACAGAUGAGGAAAAGAUGUUCGUUUGGAUGUUGACCAUCACAGCCUGAAGGCAGAGCUCCAGGCUGAGUUGUGUGGGGGUCUGGUUGAGGUAAGCCUCAAGACUGGCUGCUGUAGGGAUGUGGACGCUGUUCACAUUCAGUGUGCAGGUUUGGGGCUAUCUUUAUGCCGUUAAACAGGGUUGGAAAUGCAAGUUUCAGUCGUGUAGCAGCAAUGCCAUUAUGAAAUGUUAGAGCAGAUGGUGCUGCGAGAUGACUGGUAGCUGUUAGCAGGCUGUCUGAAGUGUUGAUGCUAGCUGAGCACACGGCAAGAACGGGAACUGCUCCGUGACAGCUUUGCACAGGAAAUGUGGGAAUGUGCUGCUGCCGUGCUGGGCUGCUGGAGCAGAGCUGGUCUGACAGCAGUGGCUGGAGGAAGACGAGUGAUUAAAAGUGCCAAAGAGAUUUGGAGCCUCGAGUAAGAUAAAAUUGCCCCAGCCAAGCCCCUUGACUGUUCCCACAUGCUGCUAGGAACACUGAAUGACGAAAAAGAGGCAAAAGAAUCAUUGUGCAGGACCUGAGGAGCUACCAGCCACCAACUAAAACUCCAAGGGACGCACUCACUAUGGCAGAUGGGAGUGGGGCUACUGAUCGAGAGCAGCUCCUGAAGAGGGUGCAGGACUUGGAGGAGGAGGUGAAGCGACUGCAGGAGAAGCUGUUGGAGGGCAAGGAGGGCACUGGGGCAAAAGACACAGUUUCAGCCUCCAGGAAACCCAGGAAGCAGCAGCAGCGGCCAUUUGAUUUCAGCGCCUACGGCCGCAGGCACGUGGCACUGAAGAUUGCUUACCUUGGCUGGGGGUACCAAGGCUUUGCCAGCCAGGAGAACACCAGCAACACAAUCGAAGAGAAGCUGUUCGAAGCCUUGAAGAAGACGCGGCUGGUAGAUGACAGACAGACCUCCAACUAUCACCGCUGCGGGCGGACAGACAAAGGAGUCAGUGCCUUUGGGCAGGUGAUUUCCCUAGAUCUCCGCUCAAACCUCUCAGAGGGGAAGAAACUAAAUGGUUGCAAGGAAGACUCAGAAGGGAAAAACAGUAAAUCAGAGGAAGAGCUCCGCUACACCCAUAUUCUGAACAGGGUGCUCCCACCAGAUAUCCGCGUGCUGGCCUGGUCCCCCGUGGAGCCUGACUUCAGCGCCCGGUUCAGCUGCCUCAGGAGGACCUACCGCUACUUCUUUCCCUGCGCGGACCUGGACGUGGCCCUCAUGCACGCCGCCGCACAGAGGUACGUGGGGACACAUGAUUUCCGUAACCUAUGUAAAAUGGACGUGGCCAACGGUGUGAUCAACUUCCAGAGAACAAUUCUCAGCGCCCAGGUGAUGUGGGUGGACAGGGGAGCUGAAGCUGGGCUGCGGGACCCUUUUCGACUGUGCCAGUUCGAGGUGACGGGACAGGCAUUCCUCUACCACCAAGUGCGCUGCAUGAUGGCCAUCCUCUUCCUGAUCGGACAGAGGAUGGAAAGCCCAGAGAUCAUUGACGAGCUGCUGGAUGUAGAGAAGAACCCCCGAAAACCACAGUACAGCAUGGCCGUGGAGUUUCCCCUGGUCCUGCAUGACUGUGAGUUUGAGAACAUUCAGUGGAUCUAUGACCGGGAGGUACAGGAAUUCAACGUUACCCACCUGCAGCAGCUCUGGGCCAGCCACGCAGUCAAAACUCAAGUGCUGCAUAACAUGUUACAAGGCCUGGAUGCUGCUCCAGUGGCUGCAGGGAAAGGCCCAGGGGAUGUCACUACUACUGUCCUUUGGGGAGAUCUGAAGCCUCCAGUGCAAAACCAGGCCAGCAGCUUCAUGGAGGGCGUCAAAGCCCGCGCAUACAAGCCCUUACUAGAGCGGCCCAGGUGCGAGGGGCUGGAGUCCCGCAUCCAGCACUGCCUGCGGAGGGGCCGCGGCCAGGCUGCCGAGCGGGCCGCCAAGCGGCUCCGCACCACGGGAGGCCCGGAGCUCGCCUCACCAAGCGGUGACUCCUGAAGGGAUGCUCGCCAUUUUUUUUUUUUUAUUUUUUUAUUUUUCUCUCCUCUCCUCAUUUCCCCUCGCGAGUUUGAUAAAUUUCCGUCAAUUUG